UUAUUAUAUAUACUUACAUUAACUCGUGGCAGGUUCAAGAGCCACAACCAUAAAUUCAUCGAUCUUGUUCUUCUUCCCUUGCCUUUUGUUGCAUCCAUGGAUUGUUUGGUGAUGCCAGUUUCAUUGAUCCGUCGUCGUUCCACGGGUUCACGGAUGGGUUACAUGGCACUUCCUAAGGAGGAGCCCGUAAAGGUGGUGGUGGGAAAAGAGAAGAGGGUGUUUCUGGUGGAGCCUUUCAUAUUGCAAGAGAACCCGUUUCAGAUUUUGAUGGAUAUCUCUAUGAAGAAGGACCCAGCCGGGCACUUCACGUCGAAUCAUAGUCAGAGUGAGAGGAGAGUGAUCUUUGUGGAUGUGGAUGACAUUUUGUUCGAACACAUGCUGUGGCUCAUGCACAACGAUGCUUCUUCUUUGUUCCAGCUCAAUUUGAAGGAGAUUAUUGACUUCUACACUCACGAUAUCUAAAUGUAAUCACAGUGAUUCUUUACCAUCUUGAGAACAAAAGGGUUCAAACAAUAGGAGACCCCCCUUCAAUCUCUAGCGGGCAAUGAUUGACCCCAAUUUUGAGGUUGAACGAAGCCAAUUUCAUCGCGUCAGAAUCGAUGUCAGCGAUGGAAUAGAGGUCGACAUGGCUUUCGAUGGUGGUAGGCAGUUUGAAGGGAAGACGAGAAAGACAAAAUCAUGGGAUGGGUAGAAACAUGGUUAAAAGGGUAUAAUUGAUAGUAAAAAAAUUAAUGAGAAGAAAUGGGUCAACUUAGCAAACCCUCGGUGGUGUAUUUAGCAAGAUCCGAAACUGUUACUUUUAUAUCUGGGGCUUACUUCUGUAAUGUUGAACCACCCAAGGGAAUUGCUAUUUCCACUUCCCUUGUUACUAAGACACUUUAUAAGUUUUCCUUACU
Messenger RNA from Glycine soja, 896 nucleotides. Its product is annotated as auxin-responsive protein SAUR78-like. The transcript is spliced from 2 exons. Lineage: Eukaryota; Viridiplantae; Streptophyta; Magnoliopsida; Fabales; Fabaceae. The coding region runs from base 97 to 462 and encodes 121 amino acids. The record is from RefSeq and is a predicted model, not a curated record.